CCCGCGCUCCCAACCGUCACACGAACGCAUUGUCACGUGUGCGGCCCACGCGCCCACCUCCCCGAUUGGGCCGCUAGGGACACGUGUUCCGAGAGCCGCCGACCCUGCGAGAACUGCCGCUACACAGGGGACAGGGAGUUCGUGAGCCCCGCCCACUCCCGGGCGAAGCGUAGGAUGGAGACCUUGGAUGAGUUUGACAAUGAGUACCCCCUCAGUAUGUCAUUCUGCAAGCUGAUUUCCCUUGAGGACUUCGAAGUACAGUCUUUAUCCUACACUGAGCAGUGCCUGCAAGAACUGUAUACAAACAUGGAGCGGAGCCCAGGGAUCUGUGAGAGGGUCAUGCGAAAGCGGAAGCAGAUGGAGAAAGAGGCAGCUGGCCUAGCAUCAUUCUUAAAGGCCAAGUUUUUCUGGACCCUUCAGGGAGAGAUGAAUUACUGUAACUAUGUGGGGAUUGCGGAGAUGCAAGAGAAGGUGGUGCAGCUGAAACGAGACAUGCAGAAAGUGAACAACUAUGCUCAGGCUGCAAAGGCUGUGAAAGUGCGACGUCCAAGGCCAGUGAUUGGGAAGAAGCAAGGUCUGGAGGGAGGAUUCUGUCCCUCCUGGGCCAGGACUUCUGGCUCCACGGCUCCUCCCAAGUUCACCAUGCCCAGGGUCUUCGGACCUUUUCCCGAACUGAUGAGCAAACAGAUGGACAGAGCAACAGCUUCAAACACUGAUCUGAAGCACCACUGGGCUGGGGUGUCGACAAUGAACCAAAAGAGCAUGAUUGAUCUGCAUCCUAUAGUGCUGAACCCUGGUGGCUUCCAGGCCUCCCUCCAGGCUGGUAACCACAUCAAUAAGCUGAGGUACACCAGUCUCUCAAGGCCUCCUGGGAACAGUCCCAACCCUUCUCCCCAAAAGGCAGGCCCUUCUGACAUGAAAUCCACACCUUCUGUUUUUGAAACUCCCAUGCUGUCCAGGUUUCAAGGUGGCUCAGAAGAUGACAUGGAUAAUGAGAAACCUGGCCCCAGUUCCCCUCCAAAGGGGGCAUAAUUGUCUCUUCCUGUAUGGAAAGUUGCUACAUGAAUAAAAGUUCCAUGCAAGCUCCUUG
Messenger RNA from Mauremys mutica (yellowpond turtle), 1090 nucleotides. RefSeq lists its product as uncharacterized. Lineage: Eukaryota; Metazoa; Chordata; Testudines; Geoemydidae. The record is from RefSeq and is a predicted model, not a curated record. The transcript has 7 exons. Bases 175 to 1032 code for a protein of 285 amino acids.